Neodiprion fabricii is the source of this 3601-nucleotide messenger RNA. Its product is annotated as facilitated trehalose transporter Tret1-like. The coding region runs from base 277 to 849 and encodes 190 amino acids. Gene Ontology annotation, biological process: transmembrane transport. Gene Ontology annotation, cellular component: membrane. Gene Ontology annotation, molecular function: transmembrane transporter activity. NCBI's taxonomy places the organism in Eukaryota, Metazoa, Arthropoda, Insecta, Hymenoptera, Diprionidae. The record is from RefSeq and is a predicted model, not a curated record. The transcript is spliced from 6 exons.
CGCGGUGCGUUAACAGCUUGACGUGAACCUUCCCCAAUCUCAACUAUUCCUGGAAAAAUAACGUAAAUCAAGAGAGAAAACAAAAUUGCGGUGUUAUCUCGUAGUGAAAACUUGGUUUCAUAGCUAGAGCUUUGCCCGCCGAAUCAGGGGGAUUGGGUAAUUUUUAAUGGUGACCGAUGAGAAGGACUUCGAACUUCUGGGUGAUGCUUCGAAGAUGACGGGGUACAGCAGACCACCCGAAAGCAGAUUGACGCCGGUAACGAGGAUUUUGGGGAUAUGCACGGCGGUCGUUGUCUGCGGUGUUGGAGUGGAUGUUGCCUAUCAUCAGCACGUGAUGGGAUUUUAUGUCACGUGAGAGAAUUUCACGUAAUCUAUUUCAGCCGAGUGCAAAUAAAAGUUUAUUACAGAAAUUUCGCGGCAUCGGUGGUGAUUUUUUUCAUGGAAAUCACGUGGGCGGUGUCGCUAUUCAUCCAAGUUUGCAUCAGAAAUGACGAUUCUCUCUGCUGGGGUUGCUGGUCCGGAGUUCUUGCCAUAACCGGGGGAUGGCGGAGAGCCAUUUUCUAUCUACCGCUAUCCUGCAUUUUGGCAUGGAAACCGCACAGGCUAUGGUUAUCAUUUGUUGCUGCUGCUUUGCUAGCUGUACUCUCGUUACUCCACAUACUAUCCAGCGCCUUAUCGCGGCGUGGAAGUCAGCUCAGCGGGGGUGCAGAUUGCGUGGGGGAGAGUCUGCUCAAUACGCGGCCAGAAAGCUACGAUCGGUUCGAAGAUGUCCUGAAGGUGACGGAGGUGCUGGACGACGGAGUCCCCGGUUCGACCAAUCGGAUGGUCGAGAGUGACGGGGAGAUGUGACAGGAGCGGCAGCCCUCCUGGGCCAGCGAAUCAGACGAGGACAGCGAACCCGAGCAGAGGACGUGUCAGAUAGCCACACUUUCAUAGUCCGGUACGAGAUCUCGACGACGAGGAGGCUCGAGCCUUUGAAGGAAGCGGAGCCGAGACGUCGAGUGGAGCACCUAGACGUGAUAAUUCGCCUCGAGGCAUGUAUGUUUGUACAUUAUUGUACGUUGAGAGGGGUGCGCGUAAGGGUGAGAGAAAGUCGAGCCGACACCGGCGCGGGAUGAAUUUCUAUGGAAAAAAAAAAAAAAAAAAUGGGCCAAAGGGUUUGUUUCUACGACUCGCGAGGGCGAGGAAAAUUUUUAGUCACACGUAGUGAGAACGACCUUUACGAAUACAGGUGGAAUGGAAGUGGUAAUUACUGCGCAGUAGUUUUGUCAGGUGCUGGUGUUGAUCCUUAAGGAGGUUAUAGGUUUGAAAAUCAAUACUCUUUUGGUAAUUUAUUACGAGACGGUUACACGUCGAGUCUUCGUCAAAUUAUUACAUUCUCAAUGCGGUCUGAUCCAAUCUAAUUACAUGUGGUCUAUUUUAUGGGUUGAAGUUGAAGUUGCAAGUUGAGAAUGAAAAUUAUACAAUGUACUGCAUAGUACAACACGAAUGUAAGCUUGGUUGCGAAAUAACGAAUGGUACGUUGUAUAGAGAUUGUCGGUGGAAGACCAUGGCACACUGAGAUGGUGACCGUAUCUGGAUCGAUAUGGAUCUUUAAGCUAUGCUAUGAGCAUUUGAAACUCUCUUAUGUUAAUUGCACGCCGCGUCGAAAAGUUACGGUACAGAGAGGGUGUGGGAGUCAUUAGCGGCUGGGACGUAAUACAAGAAAUGGAAAAAAAAAGACCUAAGUUCUAAACAAGAGCUUGGAUUACGAUUUUGCAUGCCAAACUGUUUAUAAGAAUAAGUUCUUAGAAUCGUUAAAUUUCACUCCACGAUAACUAAUUUUGUUUGACAAACUAUUUUUCACAAUUUCGUUGAACUAGAUUACUUCUAACUCGAUAGUCAAUUCGGUAAAGCUAUUUUUUGAUCGAAACCAAUAUCGGUGCAAUCUUAAAGAAUUGAAUAUUGAACAACAAUAAUAUCACGGAAAAAAUUAUCAUAGCGGGACUAGAGAAUAAUAUUGAGAGCAAGGCGAUUCAUCGCACAGAAUAAAAUUGAACGACCCUACUUAAAUUUUCACUGUUUUAUGGCGGUUUAAAAUGAAUAAUCGAUAUCAAAGCUCUUGUUCAGAAUUUUAGCCUAUAUUAUUUAUAUACUGAGGGAAGCACUGUAGUUUAUAAGUGUAAUAGUUUCAUGGAUGCUUGAACUGCGACUGUCUUCUACUAAAAUCAUCAGACAAGUAUUGAUAGUACAAACUCCUUAAACUCUACACUGGUGAAUUAUUCGCACCGGCUAAAAGUGUUGUUUCAAUGAGUUUGGCAAGAUAGUAUUUUUAUAGAUGCGUUUUUUUUUUAUUUUUCGUAAACUAAUCUCAUUUCUCAAUUUCGAAAUUACGGAUCAAAUUCUCCGAAUCUCUGUUUCAUUGACUAAUAUCCUGGAAAUAAAACUCUGUAAAUGUACCAAUUUUUUUCUUUUAUAUGGAAAUGUGAAGGAUAUUUCGAUUUUUCAAAACUUUUAGGCUAUAGAGGAAUUUUCAAGAUUUUCAGAAAAAUUCAAUUAGAGUCUUAAUUCAUCUUUUCAAACACCGAUAUAAAUAUUGGAUACAUGUAUUAGGUGUUAGAAUAGAAUUAAUUAUUUUUGUACGAUUUGCUGAAACUUUCUCGAAAGUCUCUAAAAUUCUUCUAUACACGAAUCAAUUGUUUUCAAGCGAUUUUUUUUUUAAUCAGAUGAUUCCCUGAAAAGUGGAUUAAUCGAGAAUUCGUCGGAUAAAAGAAUCAGAAAAAUCGUUGAAAACUAAACAUUACGCACCAAUCAUAGAAGUUUAUCUAGAAUCCAUACUUUUUCCUCUGUAAUGAAAAUAUACAGAUAGAGUUCGAUAAGAAUUUGCGACUAACGCUCUAAUUUAAGAAACAAACCUACUCUUCGAUCACUGUAACUUUAGGAGAAUAAUACAAAACAAAAGUUCACAAAGAGUUUUAAUAUUAAAGAAAGCACGAAGCCAAAUGCUGAAGGAAUAAUUAUUCUCAAGGUGCUAUUCGCCAAAGAUUAACUUAGAAGUUGGAAAUUGUUACGUGACAGAUUCCUACUCAAUCCAGUUACGGGGAUUUACGCUUUAUCAGCCCGCGACGUUUUGGAAAGCGUAAAAUAAUGCCUGAAUGAGGAAUCGGAUGUUUCAUUAUUUUACGACGUAAAACAGCUCGAUAAAACAGAUACUUUUUGGCUUCUCGUUGUCUGCAGGGUGAAUGGAUCCGUUCAACGAAACGGCAGGGUGAAUGAAACAUACACAAAAUGUGUCGAAUUUGUCGUGCAUAAUUUUGCAAAUAUGGGGAUGUAAGAGAAUGAAUUACACGUCAACUUUUAUACGUAUAACCUUGUGUAUUGAUAAUUAUACUUUGAAUACUGAUACUGUAAUAUAUUAUAUGUAUACAUAUUAUUAUAUAUACAUAUAUAUAUAUAUAUAUAUGUAUGUAUAUAUAUACAUAUAAAACAAAGUACACAUGAAACCGCUACACAAAUUCCCUUAUUACUAUUAUUAUUAUUAUUAUUAUUGUUGUUGUAAAGUACCAAGUUAUCAUAUUAUUGUACAUGUAUUACAGUUGAUAAUAAAAUUAUUCAAAAAUUA